Closterium sp. NIES-65 is the source of this 549-nucleotide messenger RNA. The record is from the annotation of a GenBank genome assembly. NCBI's taxonomy places the organism in Eukaryota, Viridiplantae, Streptophyta, Zygnematophyceae, Desmidiales, Closteriaceae.
AUGGUCGCCGAUUCGUCUGACAACAACCCGAGAAGCAACGGCGGUGCGGAAAAGAAGAAGGAGCGCACCGCGGGCCAGUUCUUCCAUAUUGGAGUGCAGGGGGAGCAAGGAGACGCCUCUGCCAAGGUUGGAGCAGAGCUGCACCCCCUGGACUAUUGGGUGUUGAACAUAGGCGUUGCUUGGACGAUGACGCCGCGCAAGGACGUGCUGGACGACAUACGCGCUGGAGCGGAUGGCAAGCCGGUGGUGCUGCACGACGUUCUCCUCGUUCCUGAUCUCAAGGCCAACCUCAUCUCCCUCCGAAAGCUUGGCAAGGCUAGGGUCAGCACUAGCACGGAUGGGGCACGCACUUACAAGGGGCAGCUGGGCAAUCAGGUGCUUUGGGAUCUGCACGAGAGCAAGGACGCGUACAGAUCCAUGUGGCAGCUGUCGGCGUUGGCGUGGCAAGGUGGGGGGCAGGCUGGAGAGGGGUCUGCAACCCAGGGGGAGUGCAAGGCUUUUGGAGGGGUUGGUGUGAAAGUAUCGGCCAGAUCUGGGAAGACGGAUUAG